AGUUUUUACUUUGAUUUGAUUAAGUAUAACAAUUAUAGCAAUUGUUACUUAAUGGAAGGAGAUCAAGAUUUGAAGUUUGUGUGCAAGUGGUGUAACAAGAAGUAUCCAUGUGGGAAGUCACUUGGAGGUCACAUAAAGUCUCAUGCAGUUGAUGAAAAAUUUGAAACUGCUAAGUUGAAAAAGAUGGAAUCUUGGAAUAUUAGUAGUGGGAAGAAUCAAUCCAGUGGGAUUCCUUCUGGUUAUGUUCUUAGAGAGAAUCCCAAGAAAACUUGGAGGGUUGAGCUGAACACCGCACCGCUGCCUCAAGAAAGAGUGUGUCAACAAUGUGGGAAGGGCUUUCCAUCCAUGAAAGCGUUGUGUGGUCAUAUGGCUUGUCAUUCAGAAAAAGAUACAGGGGGCUUGAAAUAUGAUGAUGACGACGAUGAUGAUAACUCAUGGACUAGUAGUGAUCAUAGCCAUUCAGAUACUGAAGCUGGUGAGCUGAUCAGUCAGAGUUGUAGAUCAAAGACUACUAAGAGGUACAACAAAAUUGUAAUUAAGUCGAAUAAUUAUAAUUGUUCGUCUUCUGUGUCUGAGAUUGAUCAAGUUCAAGAACAAGAAGAAUUAGCCAAGUGUUUGAUAAUGUUGUCAAGGGAUUCUAGGUCUUGGAAUGGUGUUAAUUCACAUGUGGAGACUUCUGAUAACAAUUCUGCUAUUUUAGAGACUAAACCGUCGUCUAGUGACAUGAGGAAUAAUGCUAGAAAGAACGGUGUUAAACUUGUAUACAAUCAAGAUGAAAAGCUUCGAAUGAAGAAAGACAGAGACAGAAUUACGAAGAUUGAUAUGUUGGAAGCUGAAACUCAAUCCGAGAAUUCUGAUUCAGAUUACUACUUAGGCGAAAAUGGGAAUGUUGAAUCAGAUGGCUCUGUUGAGAGGUUCGUAGGAAAUAGUAAAGGAAAAUGGAGUACCUCUAAAAUGAGUUUUCAAGCUUGGUUAGACGAGCAUAGGAUGGACGAGAAAAAGGGGAUAAGAAGAAUCAAACAAUAUAUAACAGAGUCAAGUAAGGAUUUGGGUAAGAAAUUUGAACGCGAUGGUUAUGGAUUAGCCUCAAAUUCGUAUAUAUGUGAAUCAAAAAAGAGAACCACAGAUCGAUAUAAUGAUCCAGAGAUAAGGAAUGACUCCAAGAAGAUGAAGUUGUGUGUUAAAAGUCCUGAAGGAUACAAAAAUGAUAUCCAUAAGACAAGAAAAUACGAGUGCUUGAACUGCAAGAAGGUGUUUAGCUCAUAUCAGGCACUUGGUGGACACAGACCGUGCCACAAAAAAGUAAAUGAUUAUUCUGAAUCAACAUAUGAAACUGGUGAGAAUAGCCUUGGUGCUGAUCAUAAUGAUCCUAAAUGCACAAAAAUUGGCAAGCAUAGGGACGUUUUUCGCAACAAAAAACAAGUAGUUCCUUCUCAAGAUUUGCCUUAUGAACCUGAGAAAAAGGUUAAACCGAAAAAAUCUAAAGGACACAAAUGUCCGUUUUGCUAUAGGAUGUUCAAGUCUGGCCAAGCUUUAGGAGGCCACAAAAGGUCACAUUUUAUUAAUGGUGGUGAUCAGGAGAAUCUCAAUCAACAAUCUUCAGCUGUAAAGCGCGAAGUUGCUGAUUUACUCGAUCUUAAUCUUCCUGCUCCGGUAGAUGAGGAGGACGAAGAGCAUGCUCGAUUCAUGUCUUGGUAGAUGGUUAUUAACAAGAUGA
Molecule: messenger RNA, 1717 nt
Organism: Solanum verrucosum
Lineage: Eukaryota; Viridiplantae; Streptophyta; Magnoliopsida; Solanales; Solanaceae
Exons: 2
Coding region: 52-1698 (548 amino acids)
Source: RefSeq, a predicted model, not a curated record